Molecule: messenger RNA, 2067 nt
Organism: Rubroshorea leprosula
Lineage: Eukaryota; Viridiplantae; Streptophyta; Magnoliopsida; Malvales; Dipterocarpaceae
Source: the annotation of a GenBank genome assembly
AAUACAUGUCAAGAUCUUCUUUUACUAAAUGCCACUUUGUUCAGCAACUAUAGGAUAAAGUAAUAAAUAAAUUUAAGUUCGCAAACCUAUUCGCCGACAGGCUGAUUCCAUCGACAAGGAAAGGAUAAGGCUAAGUAUACGUAUUCACUUCCUCAUUUCAACCAUAAAUACUGGUGCCAAAUUACUAGGAAAAGCAUACUUACUCAGCACACCUCCUAGCCCACACCCACUUCUUCAGAUUCUCCAAUUCCCAUAGCCUAAACACACUUCAAUGGCUGUCAAAACCAAAAUUUUGAUCCUAGGAGGUACCGGAAUCAACAUCGGAAAAUUUAUUGUGGAAGCCAGUGCAAAUUCAGGCCAUCCCACCUAUGUGUUAGUAAGAGAGAGCACCAUCUCGGAUCCUGUCAAGGGAGAAAUUCUGGAGAACUUUAAAAACUUGGGGGGAGAUAUUAACAAUCAUGAAAGUUUGGUGAAUGCAAUAAAGCAAGUAGAUGUGGUGAUAUCAACUCUAGGUCUCAUGCAGAUAGUAGACCAAGUCAAGAUAAUUUCUGCAAUCAAAGAAGCUGGUAACAUUAAGAGAUUCUUACCUUCGGAGUUUGGGAGUGAUGCGGAUAGUGCUUACAAAAUUUCAGUUGAGCCAGCUAAAUCAGUAGUUUUUGGAGUCAAGACUCAAGUCCGUCGUGCUAUUGAGGCUGAAGGAAUCCCUUAUACCUAUGUCUGCUGCAAUUACUUUGCUGGAUAUUUUCUCCCGUCUUUGUUACAGCCAGGGGCCACCACUCCCCCUAGAGACAAGGUCGCUAUCCUAGGAGAUGGCAAUGUCAAAGGUGUUUUCAACAGUGAAGUAGACAUUGCGACUUACACAAUCAGGGCUGUGGAUGACCCAAGAACACUGAACAAGAUCCUAUGUGUUAGGCCUCCUAAAAACACACUCUCAUUCAAUGAGGUUGUUGCCAUUUGGGAGAAACUGAUUGGAAAAACCCUGGAAAAAACUUACAUUUCAGAGGAACAAAUCCUCAAAGACAUCCAAGAAGCAUCAUUUCCAAACAAUGUUGUAUUAUCACUGAACCACUCAGUGUUCGUGAAGGCUGAUCAUACCAAUUUCAAGAUCGAGCCAUCGUUUGGGGUGGAGGCCUCUGUGCUAUAUCCAGAUGUGGAAUACACCACAGUUGAAGAAUACCUUACCCAGGUUCCACCAAACAAAGUUCUGAGCUUCUUCCCUUCGGAGUUCGGGUUUGAUCCAGAUGGUGCUUAUGAAAUUUCAGUUGAGCCAGCUAAAUCAGUAGUUUUUGGAGUCAAAAAUCAAGUCCGCCGUGCUAUUGAGGCUGAAGGAAUCCCUUAUACCUAUGUCUGCUGCAAUUACUUUGCUGGAUGGUUUAUCCCUUCUUUGCUUCAGCCAGGGGCCACCACUCCUCCAAGAGACAAGGUCAUUAUCCUAGGAGAUGGCAAUGUCAAAGGUGUUUACAACAAGGAAGUAGACAUUGCAACUUACACAAUCAGGGCUGUGGAUGACCCAAGAACACUGAACAAGACCCUACAUGUUAGGCCUCCUAAAAACAGAGUCUCAUUCAAUGAGGUUGUUGCCAUUUGGGAGAAACUGAUCGGGAAAACCCUUGAAAAAACUUACAUUCCGGAAGAACAAAUCCUCAAAGACAUACAAGAAUUACCAUUUCUGGACAGUGUUUUAUUAUCACUGAACCACUUACACUUCGUGAAGGGUGAUCAUUUCAACUUUGAGAUCAAGCCAUCUUUUGGGGUGGAGGCCUCUGAGCUAUAUCCAGGUGUGAAAUACACCACAGUGGAAGAAUACCUUACCCAGUUUGUUUGAAAAAUUCCCCACCAAAAGGCUUUCCUUGUUAAUAAAAAUGAUAAAGUAGGAAGCUUCAAUGAAUGCCUCCUAUGAGAACAAUGGUGAUGAUUACUUUAAUUUCCUUUAAGUUCGAUGUUUAUGGCAUUAAGAACAUGUUGUCUCUUAGAUUGUCAUGUAAAAUUUUAAUAUUUGGAACAAUGAAAAAGAGCAAAACCAAGUUUUAUGCAGAGGAUAUUGUUCAAUGAACAAAAUUUUAAUAG